AUGCUCAAGCCAGUCUAUGAGGCAGUCAUCCGAACCGGCUCGGUUCCGGUCCUCAUCUUUCUCGUUACGUUCGGCAUGACCCUGUUUGAAACAGCACGCGUACCGAUCCUCGAAGAAGCCGUCUGUCGCAGCCUGGCAGUCGAUGAUUGCCGCCACGACCGCACUGCCCAAGCCCGGCUGGCCAGCAUUAACGGGUGGAUAGAUUUUGCAACCGCAGUUCAAGGCAUCCUACUAGUACUGCCUUACGCCUGGCUUGCAGAACAAAUGAACAAACACCAGCUCCUGCUCAUCGGAUUUACCACAUCAAUCCUCUCGAUGGCCUAUUUCUUGGUUAUUACUCGAGCCGGAAGCACUGCUCUAUGCGGUGUACUUCUUGAUGGUUUCGCUACUGCCAUUAUCCCGGUGGCCAUUUCUAUUUAUGCCAUCAGCAUAGCCAUUAUGGCUCGUUCAUGUAUUCAUUGCGCUCAAAAAAGGGGGCGUAGAGAUUAUGCAGAUGGAAGUUGCCAGGGUCUACUGGACGACAACAACGAGAACGAUGAGGAUGCUAACAAUAAUAACGGCGGUAGUAUUCGCCUUGCGAAACAAACUCGUUAUACUAAGGCGAUGUUUCCAUUGGCGGCAUACAAAGAAAUGAUCGGACAAGGUGUUAUUGCCUGGGGUCUGCUCUUCUACUUUUUCAAGGUUGUCGCAGUUGAUACCCAAUUCAUCCAAACACAGUGGGUUGUUAGACGUUUUGCGUGGAACUUCUCAGCUGCCGCCUACAUUUAUGCCUACACAGCACUAUUUUGUUUGCUCGUACUCGCUGGUCUCCCGUUCUUGUCUUCUUACCUUAUCCGGAGGUAUAAUGGCAACACACAAAGGAUGGAGAUUACGAUCCUUCGCCUCAGUAUCGCUUCUCAUGCCAUCGGAUCUUUAGCCAUGGGUCUCGCACCAAGCCGUGCCUUAUACAUCGCUGCCGUAUCAUUCUCGGCGCUUUCAGUCGGCGCCAUAGAUACAUUCAAGUCUUUUCUUAGUGGAUUCUGCUCUCCGGACCAGAUCACCGAGCUAUACGCCACCUUCAGUCUUGUGGAAACGGCCACCCACGUUGUUGCUAGCCGUAUGUGGACAGCCAUAUUGAUUGCAUCUUUCGAUCUCAACGGAAUAGCUAUGGGACUCCCUUUCCUUGUAAGCGCUGGCAUUAGCGCUAUUGCAUUUUGCUUGAUUUGGUCCAUGGCGAGAUACACAAAACCCAUGAGCUCUUAUGCCCUGAUUCACACUAUCUAG
Messenger RNA from Trichoderma virens Gv29-8, 1263 nucleotides. RefSeq lists its product as uncharacterized. Gene Ontology annotation, molecular function: transmembrane transporter activity. NCBI's taxonomy places the organism in Eukaryota, Fungi, Ascomycota, Sordariomycetes, Hypocreales, Hypocreaceae. The transcript is spliced from 4 exons. Gene Ontology annotation, biological process: transmembrane transport. The record is from RefSeq and is a predicted model, not a curated record. Bases 1 to 1263 code for a protein of 420 amino acids. Gene Ontology annotation, cellular component: membrane.